GCAGGAAAUUUCUGGCAUUAAUUCAAGCGAGGUACUGGUGAUUCCUCCCCCACCCCCCCAUUGGUACAUAAUGCUGGAUCAGUAGGAAAAGACGGAAGUAAAGCCACCAUCCAUUGCCCUGAAAUAUCCUGCAAUCAAAACUGUGAAAGGUGGUUGAGGCACAAUAAAGCUCAGCUCCAAGAUGGCUUUCUUAAGACUGAUGACAUGUCCUCACACCAGUGCCUUCAUCUGAGGGCCAGUCUGCCACUAAAGCAAAUGCAGGCUGUGUCAAAGAGAUCCAGAAGGAAAGUAGUUUCCAUGAAAAAUCAGUUCAAGUCCUCCUUUGUGUCACCAUCUGGAUUCACAGGAAGGGGAGUGAAGGACCAUCCCCUCCCAUCUGGCCACAGAUGUAUCUCCAUGGUCAUUUCCCCUUUGGUUGCUGGAAACAGCAGAGCCUUGUGGGCAGUCAAGUUGUUCUGUUCUCUUUUUGGUUCCACUGAAUGCCAACAUUGUGGAAGGUAUUCCAUGGGGUCAAUGUUCUUACCAGCCACCUCCAGUGCAUUUGCUGGGUGGGGGUGAUAGGGAUGACAGCCCAACAAAGCAGUGUUGCAGCUUUUCAAAUCAAACGCUGCCACUUUUCCAUCUUGUGAUCCUGCACAUACAGGAUGCAAAACAGGUAGAGCCUGUGGGAUGACACUGCUUUUGCCGGUCUUAGAAAAGCAUCUGAAUCUUUCAGAUGCCACUGCCUGUCUUCCACCAAGAUAUAUCAGCCUUUAUUUCCGCCAGUGCUGAAGAGAAUGACUGCUGCCUCCCAGCGUCAGGGGAGUGGCAGUGGUGAUCCCAGGGACUUUUCCUAGUUCUUUGCAGUUGCAACCUACCCUCCUAUGUGGCAACAAUUUGGUUAACCUCGUUUUUGAGACACAGCAAAGGGACAGCUGUCGUCCAGUGGAAGGCAAGAAAACCCCAAGCCAAGGGUGUGGUGAAGAGCCCUUUGAUUCUAAUGCAGGGAUUGCAGUCAGCACCUUGAAAGGGCUCUAGGAUUUGAGCCAACAUCCCGGAGCUAUGCAGUAGAGUGGCCUUAGAGCAUAGAAUAACAGGGUUGGUUGGUUUUCUACUCAACCUCCUGCUCGAGCAGGGGACCCGAUGCCAUUUCGAUGAUCCAGUCUCUUUUUGAAAGCCUCCAGUGAUUGCGAUAAGCCACCAGCGAAGCUCUGUCUCCCUAUCGCUCGCGGUCUAAGCUUAAGGGCCCGAAGAGCCGGACAAGAACAGCGCCGCGUCAAGAGCAGGACGUAGCUGGUAGCGGGAGAAAUCCCCCCGCCCGGCUCCUCGGGAAGAAGAGGGCGCAAAUUGGGUCGCCUCCGCUUUUCCUCUCUGGCUUGGGAAUGUUUUCCUUGGGUGACUCGCUUGACCGCUCCUCCCGGUCGUCGCCCGCGCUCGCCUAUGCCGCGCGUCAGUCCCGUGAAAGCUCAGCUACGCACGGGGCCGCUCCCGUGACGUUGCCGCUCCCGCUCGCCGCAUCUUGCUGGCUGCGCCUCCGACCUCUCAAGCGCGCCCAUUUGGCCGAGGCGGAAGGCGAACACCUGGCCCGAGCCCUUUCGUCAUCCGGGCGCUUUCGCUCCCAGCCGCGGCUCUGGACUUGUCCCGGGGGAGGCUUCUCUGAGGGACCGGAGGGAAGGACGCAUGCCCGGAGUUUGCCGCGGAGGAAAGGCGUCUUGCCAUGCGAAGGGCUUCCCCGCUCUUGAGAGGAAGCGAGUCGGCCCGGUAAAUAUGGUCAGUCAUGUCGUGGCUGGCUUGCUGGCUGGAUGAACUCCAGCGGUUCUCGCUGCUCUCCUUGUUUACAGCCGCUUUGGCCAUCCUGACUGUCUACCUGGUGCAAUAUGGCCUGAGCGUCCUGCGGCAAGGCGGUGGGAAGCCGCCUCCCCGGCCGUCGCGCCCGGGACUUCUGCAAGAGGACGAGGGGGGCUCCCUUUUCACCUGGCUGAUGUCCCUGGACAGCUGGAAGAGCGAAUGGCAGAAAGCCUGGAUCGCAGCGCUGAACAAGGAAGCCGGAUUGCGGGAGAACACCUGCUUGUUUACAUUUGAUGAAGAUGCAGCUCAUCAGAAUCAAGAGCUUGGAGUAGAAGGAGUAAGAAGUGUAGUAAAAUCUGCUGAAGAAAAGGUGGUUUCCUGUAAUGUAAUUGGAAAUUCCUUCCAUUUUCUUGUCAGUGUAUACCAAAUUGCACGUCUUACUGGAGAAUGUCAGUCUUACAGAGUAAAACUAUCUCCACUUCAUUUGCAGCUGAAACUUUCAGCAAAAUCUGAAGAGGAAGACAUCCAGAUCAAGUGGUCUUUCAUCUAUUCCUCUGAAACAAAUAUUGAAGUUAAACCUACUAAUGUGCAAAAAGAUCAGACUCUUGGGACAUGCACUGUAUUAGAAACAUUUAAAAGUGUGUUGCAGAAUCUCAUCAGUUGCACAUCACCUGUUAUGAUUCUGAGUACAAGAUCUACUGAUAUAAAAGGAAUACAGAAUACAGGGGCCAUUCCUCAGGGUGCUAGUCCUCCUAAGCCUCCAAGGGCUCAUGAACUAAAAUUGCUCAUGAAAAAUAUCAAAGCAACACUCACCAGUCAUAAUAUUGCAGGUAUCAUUAACCCCAUUUGUAUAGUUCAACUCAAUGACCCUUUGCAGAAAUUUUGUAGCUCUUUUGCCAAUUACCCCAUGGACCUUUCUUGGAAGAAGGAAUUUAUUUUUGAGUUAAAUGCCAAAUCAACAGAGCUGCAAAUCAGCAUUACAGAAAAUGGAGAGUUGGAUGGUGAUUCUUCCGUUUCUGCUAAUGUUCCUUUGGAUUUAUUCAGGAAACAGCCUUCUGGACUGCAAAGUUUUGCAUUGAACAGCCAAAUCCGCAAUAAUAGCUCUGCAGUAGGAUCUGUGUCCGCAGAGGUAUUCUUGUACAUAGAACCAUCAGAAACCAAAUCACUGCAAGUUCCUGCCAAGCUUCCUGUUGCAAAAGUAGAAAAGGAUCGAACUGUGAUGCCUUGUGGGACUGUGGUCACUACUGUAACUGCUGUGAAAGCCAAGACUGCGGUGGAAGGGAGAUCAUCUGUUCUGCAUUCAGUUUCCCCAGUGCAAAGUCCUGCUAAACUGAAAGGGAUAGAAAAGGAUUUAUCCAUUCAAGCAAUCCAUUGUCAGAAUGUUUCAGUAAGCAAGGCUUUAUCUUCCUCCGAUACUGAGUUACUGGUGUUGAGUGGCCCAGAUCCUGUGGCUGAAGUAGCCAUUCAACAGCUCAGUGAAUCUGCAAAGCAAAAGUUCAAAUCUCCCAGAAAAAAAAGCACCAUCAUAAUAUCAGGGAUUUCAAAGACUAAUUUAUCUCAGGACAGCAAAACUGCACUAAUGAUGGACUAUGCAGCAGCCAUGGAUGACUCCUGUAAACAAGAUGAUACUUUUAGUUUUGAAGGGUGUCUUGCACAAUCCCCUUCCGAUGAAAAAGUAUCACUAGCUGCCUCCCAAACGAUAUCUGCCCUUGAAGAACCCCAGGAACACAGCCAUGGUGCCUGGACCUUAGAUGACAGUCGCCAUCAAUGGCACAACAAUGCACUACUAGACCAAGACUGUGAUAAGAUAUCAGGGAGCUCUGUAAGCAUCUCAGAAUCUGAAAUUGUGAAGAAGUCCAAAGGUGGAAUAUUAAAAAAGAGUGCAAAGUUAUUUUUUCUUCGAAGACACCAUAAAAAAGACCCAGGAAUGAGCCAAUCACAUAAUGAUCUCUCCUACUUACAACAACCCAGAUCUGAUGGUACUCAAAAGAAAGGAGGAACCUUAACACGAAUUCUAAACAAGAAAACUAUUUUUAAGAGCAAAACCAAACUGAAUGGCUCAUCAGUUGGACCACAUGCAUAAAUUCUAGAACCUGCCAAAUUGUAUCAGCUGCACAUGACUAAUUGUUUACAGAAAAAUGAACUACCAUAUCCUUUUGAGCUUUACUAGCAAGGUAGUUUGCAGAAGAUAGCAAAGCAUAGAUAGGGAAUGAUUGAAUUUAGAACUAUGGUUACUAAACUGUAGAGAAUAACUCAUAUUUAUUUGGAACUUAGCUAAUUUAAUUCAGUAGGCCUUAGUCUAAAAUAUACUGUAAUUUCUAGAAAUUAGGUUUAAAAUGCAUUUUUGCUUGAAAUUCAAGUAUAGCUGAGAGUUACAAUGAAAAACUAUUGCAUUAAUACAUAUCUGUAGUGGUUGCACUUUUAAAGAGCCACAAUGCAAAUUUUAAAUGGGCUAUUGUGCCUGCGGGAAAAUGGGAAAAAAACAAGAAAUUGUGAUAAAGGUUGAAUGAUUUAAGAAAAUUGUAGGAGAGAUCCAAAAAUCAGAUGGAGUCUGGAUUCAUCAUUGCAAACUAACACAUAUUGUUAAUAUGCAUAAGCUUUCAUGAACUUGAUGAAGGCUGAUGAAAUAAGAAGCAGCUCAUGAAAGUGUAUACCUUUUAAUGAAUUCUGAAAAUAUGCUAUCAUAUUCCUUCAGAUUUAUAAACUGGGAAACAUUUUACUGUGCAAAUGUAUUCCCAGAUAAAAAUGCAUAAAAUUUCAGCCUUAACAUGUUUCUGGAGGAAACAUAAAAUAUUGAAUUGGGAAACACGAUACAGUAGUUGUUAAACACAUAUAAAUGGUAUUGCUUUUGAUAAGAUGCUAGUAAUACAAACUGGCAAUUUAUAUAAUUACUUAAUAGGAAUAUAAUUUUUUUUGUUCUGUAGAUAUCCUUUUAGUCUAAGAUAAGGAACCACAGACUAUUGAAGCUUACUUUUUUUACUUCCACAAUACUUGGAAACAACAUUGCCAAUAUUGCAAUGUGCCUUGGAAAUCCUAAAAUAGAAUAUAUUAAUAAUUUAAUGGCAGCAUACUGAUAGGUGACAUUAGAGCAUGCUCACUCUUUUUAAGUUUCAACUAUUAUGUUUCUGUUUUGACACAGCUUGCUUAUUUGAAAAGAUAAGGGAAGUGUUCCCCAUUUCUUUAUAUUGGAUAUUAUAACUUGUUCAUCUAAAAAGAAAACAUUCCUUAGUGAUUUUGCCUAUCUUACCAAACAUUAUGUAUUCUGACUCAGUAGGGAUUUGCUGUGGAAUAUAUGGCUUGAUUGUAGAUCCUAGAAUCAAGUUCUAUUACAUUUGUUCAGGGUAAAUCUGGUGCCAGUUCCAUCACUGUGAUUUAAAUCAAUAAAUGAAAAUAAUUCGUUGAAAUAAA
Messenger RNA from Thamnophis elegans (Western terrestrial garter snake), 5175 nucleotides. It is a transcript of the gene C2CD2, whose product is annotated as C2 calcium dependent domain containing 2. Lineage: Eukaryota; Metazoa; Chordata; Lepidosauria; Squamata; Natricidae. The coding region runs from base 1757 to 3850 and encodes 697 amino acids. The transcript has 14 exons. The record is from RefSeq and is a predicted model, not a curated record.